Molecule: messenger RNA, 2949 nt
Organism: Rhinopithecus roxellana (golden snub-nosed monkey)
Lineage: Eukaryota; Metazoa; Chordata; Mammalia; Primates; Cercopithecidae
Product: transport and Golgi organization protein 6 homolog
Exons: 14
Coding region: 82-2814 (910 amino acids)
Biological process (GO): protein secretion
Source: RefSeq, a predicted model, not a curated record
UUCUGCCACACUCAACAUGGCGGCGGCGGCGCCCUGCCGAGGCGCCUGAGCGGGUCGGGAGCGUCGCGUGACACUCCAGUCAUGGCGGCCCCGGGACAGGCCGUGGGUAGCAGGGCUCAGGAGACAUGCAGUCUGGAUCGGAUUUUGGAGGCACUGAAGCUGCUGCUGAGCCCGGGAGGAUCAGGCUCAAGUUCACUACAGGUCACAAAACACGAUGUCUUGUUGGCUACUUUAAAAUCUAACCUGUCUGCUUUGGAGGACAAGUUUCUGAAGGAUCCUCAGUGGAAGAAUCUGAAACUCCUAAGAGAUGAAAUUGCUGGUAAGGCAGAAUGGCCACAAAACUCUGUGGAUGUCACUUGGAUUUUUACCUCUCAAACCUUGUUGUUGCUUUUGUGCUUGAAGGAAACCAUGCUCCUCCUUGCAGCUAAUUUCAAUCCAGGUAAACCCAACCCUAGGACUCCGGAAGUUGCUCCUGUCCUGAGUCCCGAUGCACUUAGUAUCUCACAGCAGAAGACUGUCCAGUUCGUUUUGCAGUUUGUAGUCACCUUGGGUAUUUGCCCCUAUCUCAUGCCUGGUGUUGGAGUCCCUUUGAGAUAUAGAACUGAGUUUGGUGCCGUCGUUCAAGACGUGGUGUGUCUCGAUGCUGCCCCUGAUGCAACUCGAAGACUGUACACCAGCUGCAGGGCCCUUCUAAACGUUGCUCAGCACACAUCUCUGGGAAGCUUGAUAUUCUGCCACCAUUUUGGGGAUAUUGCAGCAGGCCUGUGCCAACUGGGAUUCUGCCCAACCAAAAGAAAACUGCUAACACCUGCAGAAGAGGUUCUUACUGAAGAGGAAAGAACCCUAUCCAGGGGGGCCUUGAGAGACAUGUUGGAUCAAGUCUAUCAGCCCUUAGCAGUCCGGGAACUGCUUAUCCUCCAGGGAGGACCACCCCAGUCCUGCACAGAUGUGAAGACACAGCUGAGGUGUCGGGCCCCAGCUUGGCUUCGGCGUCUAUGUGGACAGCUGCUCUCUGAAAGGUUAAUGAGGCCUAAUGGUGUUCAGGCAGUAGUCCGGGGCAUUUUGGAAGGAGCAGGUGCAGGGGCAGCUGGUGGAAGUGAUGCUGAGGCGAUGGCUGCUGACUGGAAGAAGUGUGACCUGAUCGCAAAGAUUUUGGCCUCUUGUCCCCAGCAGUCUCUUUCACCAGAGAGUUACUACAGGGACAUCUGCCCCCAGGUUCUGGAUUUAUUUCACUUUCAGGAUAAAUUGACAGCACGACAAUUUCAGAGAGUUGCCACCACUACCUUUAUAACUUUGUCAAGAGAACGCCCACAAUUGGCAGCAAAGUAUUUGCUCCAGCCAGUGUUAGCUCCUCUUCAUCGAUGUUUGAGUACAGCAGAGAUUCCAGAGAGUGACAUGAUACCAGGAACUAUUUUGGUGACAGAAGAAGAACUUAGUAGAUGCAUUGAGGAUGUGUUUAAGGUGUACGUGGUUGGGAAUGAACCUUUAACAGUUUUGAUGGAUUCUCUGCUUCCUGUCCUGGGAGUGCUUUUUCUUCUCUACUGUUUUACUAAGCAGAGUGUAUCUCACAUAAGGUCACUUUGCCAAGAAAUCUUAUUAUGGAUUCUGGGGAAGCUAGAAAGGAAGAAGGCAAUUGCCAGCCUGAAAGGAUUUGCAGGGUUGGACAAAGCUGUGCCCUCUCUCCAUUCUCUGUGUCAGUUUAGAGCUGCCACUCAUGGUGGCAUUAUGAUUGCCAUCAAAGAGGCCAUUAGUGAUGAAGAUGAAGAUGAAGCCCUGUACCAGAAGGUAUCCUCAGAGCAGGGCCGGGUGGAGCAUCUCGGGGACUUGCUGUCCCACUGCCAGGAAUGCGGUUUGGCAGGAGACUUCUUCAUCUUCUGUUUGAAAGAGUUGACUCACGUGGCCACGGAAGAUGAAACAGAGUUAAAAACUGAGCCCUUCUCCAGCAAGAGCCUCUUGGAAUUAGAGCAAUAUCAGACUCUUCUUGUGGAAGGCCAAGAGCAGAAGCUGCUUGUCCUGCAGCUGAUGGCUGUUCUGUGCGAGAGAAUGUCUGAGCAGAUAUUCACAAACAUCACUCAGGUGGUGGACUUUGUAGUAGCAACAAUGCAGAGAGCCUGUGCAAGCUUGGCCCAUCAGGCAGAGAGCACCGUGGAAUCACAGACGCUGAGCAUGUCUAUGGGGCUGGUGGCUGUCAUGCUGGGAGGAGCUGUUCAGUUGAAGUCAAGUGAUUUUGCUGUUCUGAAGCAGUUGCUGCCUCUGUUGGAGAAGAUAUCCAACACAUACCCUGAUCCUGUCAUCCAAGAACUCGCUGUUGAUCUCCGCAUCACCAUCUCUACCCAUGGAGCCUUUGCCACUGAGGCCAUCAGCACGGCUGCCCAAAGUACACUGAACAGAAAAGAUCCGGAAGGGAAAAUAGAAGAGCAGCAACAAACCAGUCGUGAAAGACCCACUGAUGUAGCUCAUAGCCACCUUGAACAACAGCAGAGCCAUGAGAUAGCCCCCCAGACAGGCCUGCAGUCAAAUGCUCCAAUCAUUCCUCAGGGAGUCAAUGAGCCCAGCACUACUACAAGCCAGAAAUCUGGAAGCAUAACCACAGAACAGCUCCAAGAGGUUCUUUUAUCAACUUAUGACCCUCAAAUUCCAACACGGGCUGCUGCCCUGCGUACUCUUUCCCGCUGGAUAGAGCAGAGAGAAGCAAAAGCCCUUGAGAUGCAAGAGAAGCUUCUCAAGAUAUUCUUGGAAAACAUGGAACAUGAAGACACUUUUGUAUAUCUAUCUGCAAUUCAGGGUAAGUCAGUCCUGGUUAAAGGACUUUGAGUCUGUGGACCAAAGACUGUAUCAUGUUUAUUUGCACAAAAUCCCUAAAGUCCUAGGGCCAUGAGACUACGGGUCAUUUUAUCCAUCUUCCUGCCUCCUAGCUAGGACACUUUAAGUCAUAAUAAUAAUACUCCU